Armigeres subalbatus is the source of this 2741-nucleotide messenger RNA. RefSeq names its product protein sarah (gene sra). Gene Ontology annotation, cellular component: cytoplasm; nucleus. The record is from RefSeq and is a predicted model, not a curated record. NCBI's taxonomy places the organism in Eukaryota, Metazoa, Arthropoda, Insecta, Diptera, Culicidae. The transcript has 2 exons. Bases 162 to 929 code for a protein of 255 amino acids. Gene Ontology annotation, molecular function: nucleic acid binding; calcium-dependent protein serine/threonine phosphatase regulator activity. Gene Ontology annotation, biological process: calcium-mediated signaling.
UACAGUUUGUCGUUAGCCAUCGCCGUGCAAAGUUCGUGAAACGUUCCGCGUAGUGAAAAGUGAAAAUUUAUUGGAAAAUUUGUCCCAAUUCGAAGUGAAAAUUGUGCAAAAACGUACCCAAAGCUAUAGCCAUCGAGCUCUGUAAUUAAAGUUUUCCAAAAAUGGCUCAAUCAAUCGCUACUACUGGGGGCGAUAGCGGAGAUUUAGAUGAGAACCUGUUCAUAAACCCGUCCGACGGCCUUCCGAACGAGCACCCGGCUUUGCCCAGUGCCUAUGACUCGGACAACGAAUCCAAUCCAGUGGAUGAUGAUCUGCUGGAAGACUUGCCGACGUCAAUUAUCGUAACCAACAUCCACUCGGAGGUGUUUACCAGUGACGAGUUGAAGGCUCGUAUGGAAGAACUGUUUAAAACCUUCUCGGAGAACACCACCUUCCAGUGGCUGAAAAGUUUCCGACGGCUACGGGUGAACUACGAUACCGCCAUUGCCGCAGCGAACGCACGCAUUCAGCUGCAUCAGUAUCCCUUCGGAAAUUCCAUUAUAACCUGCUACCUUGCCCAACCGGUGACACCGGUUUCUAACACCAAUCUCAAACCUCCGGCACCGGUCAAACAGUUCCUCAUAUCUCCGCCUGCAUCCCCUCCGGCUGGAUGGGAACCGGCAGAAGAAAAUGAACCCCUGGUUAAUCACGACCUAUUGGCGGCGUUGGCCAGUCUGACGCCGGGAGAAAUUCACGAAAUCCACGCCCAAUCCGAAAGUCAUCCCGGCAUUGUGCUACACACGGCCCAUGGAGGUGCGGUGGAUGACGAUCUGAACAAUCGGUCGUCCGGUGGAAGCAGCUUCGACGAGGAUGACGAUAACAGUGGCGGCUGUUCGCGAAAAGGCCGAAUCGUGCAAACUCGUUGCCCGGAGCGGCAGAAUUCCACCUAAAGCGGCAUCGCGGGUUGACCUCGAUACAGUUUUUCUUAGAUAAUAAUUGUGAUUUUAAUAAUGAAACUCUUUAUGUUCGUUGUUAUUCUUUUGUAUGUUUAGUGCCGCUUGAAAAAAGCGCAUAAGCAAUUUGUUUUUGUUGGUGCAGCUGCUAACUGAAAUGCGUAUAAACAUAGUUCUACUAGUUAUUUCGGUCAACAUCGUCUUUCAGUGAGAGUCGUAUUUUAUGUAAAUAGUAAAGAAUGGGUGAAUCAUUGUAAAUAUACACGAUUGUUUUAACAGAAUCUCCAUUCAUUUUUUAGCAUAAAUGCUUUGAAUAACAAUUUUAGUUUAAUCAAUAGGUUUAAAGUCUGUUAGCUUCCAAAUUUGUCAAAAUCGUUGUAGGUGAAAUUUUGCGUUCGAUGCUGAGUAUCAAGUUUGGCUAUGAAAUACCUUAAUCGAUCUAAUCAAUAAAUUUGUUAGACACCAGAGUUUAGAUUCCAUAAAACUUAGGACUGCAGAGUGUGAAUGAGUGGGUGUUGGUCGCUAAGCUACACCAUCAAAAUAGUAUGACUGAUGGCUUUCGUAUAGCUUUAAUCACUGUUAUUGCUAUUCUUUUGAACAUACCAAUUACCAAGACAAUAUCAAAACUGCAAACUUCCGAAGGUAUAAGCUGUCUUGAUAGUAUUGUUCUUUGAAAAAUGAGUGGAGCCACAAACAGUCGAAUUUGAUUCAAAAUUCUCGUUUCUCUUUGUUGUACUUAUACUCACCUCUGAAGGAAGCAUAAAAAUAUCAUGCAUGAUUAGAAUGAACACAUAUAACAGUAGAUUCCGAGAAAUCAAAAUUAGGAAAACUGAGUCAAAUUGAUUAACGACUGUAUGUUCCGCUCGAUGGACAGUGUUUUUUGUGCGUCCUUUGUUCGGAAUGAUUUGGAGCUGGGAGCGCGAUUUUGAUUUGUAUGCUACUUUGACCAAUGACAAAAAGCAAAUCAGCUGAAGUCUAGAGUUGUUUCCAAGCCUUUGUACAGAGAACAAUAAAUAUUAAUUAAAUUGGAUUGCGCACGAAUCCAGAUUACCAUUUGACUAGCCACCUCGCUAUUUUGGAGGCAUCAAGUUCAGUUUAUAUGAUAGCUAGGCUGUUUUGCCAAAAACGUUAAUAUAAAUCUAGGAAAAUGAGAAAAACACUGACGACUAGAUUCACUAAUUAAGCCAAAUCAAUUUAUACGAAGUGGUAGAUUUUUCCGAAUCUAAUUUAAAAUAUGUUUGCUCAAAAAUAACAAAAUAGUGGACAUUGGAACUCGAUGUUCGGCUACCAACACCCACCGAGGAAGCAGCUUGUUGAAAUACAUAGAUCGUAUCCAUUAAUCUGCCUAGUAUAAUUUUUCACAUCUGAAACUUAAUCCGGCUGGUUGGUUGGUUGGCUGAAACUUAUCAUUUAUGUAAUCGAGAAAUAAAUAAAGUAAAACAAAGUGAGACUCGGUAGUUGUGAAAGGAAUCUCGUGUAGAGCCAUUGGGUAAGCUUUAGAAAUGAAGGAAACAAAAACUUUAUAGUUGAUGCAUUCAAUCGGAUGAAACUGAAUUAAAUAAGUCAUAAUGUAGGAAUCGCAUUAAGUAGAGAAGCGAACAUAGCCGUAGGAAAAGAAAGUGAAAGCAAAGCGGCAAUAAUAAGAAACACUAGAUGUGAAAUCCUAAAUGAAGUUGUAACAUGCGAAAUGCAAGAAGACUAUUUUUAGAUGAAAAUCAAUACAGUGUAAAACAGAGAAGAAUCGAUCAGAUUUAAUUUAUUGAAAGAUAUAUACUGUGUACUUGUCAAUAAAGUUUGAAUAGAUUCAGA